CGGAGAGGCUUGCGUCUAAUCGGCAUUUGCAUGCAUUAUUAUUUCCCCGAGGACCAGAUCAUUCAAGCAAUCAAAAGCCCUUCAUAUGCUCCGUCACUAAGUCUGGUCAUGGUAGACUCGUCCACAUUCGCAACUUCUUCAAGGACUAUCCCAUUCCAAGCUCUCCACCAUCACAGCAAAAUACCGUACUGGGUCUUGAGUCGUACCCACACCUCACGCGUCAUUUCACUAAAGGCCCUGACUCCUGACUUGAAAAAAGAUCUUCCGUUGUGCUGUCAAUCUUACAUCUAGAUCUUGUUGAUCGUCCAUCACCACGGCGCCAUCCGUUCGUUACCAUUCAGCAACAGCCUUGGAAUUUGAUCAUUGGAUGAAGACGACCAAUUCGAAAUCGCCUAUUCUCAGUGCACACCAAGACCGCGGCAUCGCACGUUAUUGCGCGCAUUACUUUCCCAGCAUUGAAGUAAAAUGCGAAAAGAAUCCCAAGUGUAGUUGAACACACAUCACUAGUCUUGGUUGGGCGGUAGUGUGACAUUUUCGUUGCCCAAUCAGAAAAGACACCAAAGAAAAAUUUGGGAGAGCGGACGAAGAGCAUUUUCAUCCAUACUCGCUUACCCUUCUUUGCGCCUCGUCAAAACCUCGAACAGACAAGCAUUCUCCAAGCUUCACAGCUGCAGUCCAUAAUAGCUCACUAAGCCCAUCCGUGCUGUGCGAAGCGCUAGAGUAGUCUCCUCGCCAUUUCUGGGCCUCUUUCGAUUUCGCACGGGCUCCAUCAACGUUAUCAGCUUGCACGCUUGAUGCCGAGAAGUGCUCGUCUCAAAUUCUCAACUCUAUAUUCGACAUUCGCGCUUCUUUUUUUAGUGAUAUUGGGCAUCGUCGCUUGCCCAUUGAUUGCCCCGAUCUAGAUUUUUCGAUCCAUGCGACUUGGUCUUUGCGCCUGACAUCUCCAAACCUCUUUCGAGACUUCCCAAAGGAUCCCAAAGGGUCAGGACGUGGAGAAGGGUCAUUGAACCGACGCUUCGAUCACCGAGCGCUCGUGGUGCAAGCUUUCGCGGGCUCGCCUCCAGCUCAGAAGUCGCGAGGUCUUGAAACCGGGUCUGUAGAGUCGAUUGAAGCCUUCUAGAAGACUUGUAACGUGGUUGAGAGUGGCAUUGAAUGCGAGGCCGUUGAAAUAAGACACCUUGCCCUAGUCCCAGGGUGAGCACAGUCGUUGAGAGGAGACGGACAGGUCAGCGGAACAGGGCCGGUUCGCCAUUAAGUCUCCGGUUUCGAUUCGCCCUACAAGUAGUCUCCUUGGAAGCGACUAGGAGAUUACCCCGCAAGGUCAUUGCUUGACGCAACCACAAAGCGAAACCUAGGAUCGCCCCAGCGUGAAAUUGAGGUGGGCGUGUUGACAACCCAACCCAGCCAAUACACGUCUUCAUCGCGCCUGCGCCUGAGGUGCUGCAAAACUAUACAACAGCCCAAGCCCAAGCCCAAGUAACCUCUGCCUCCUCGAUUCACUCGUAGGCGACCGACCAUCCUCACUGUCGUGUCGUGUCGUAGCGUUAGCCCUAUCGCUCCCGUCGCUCUCGUGCUGUAGCGACGCAUAAGGCACCACCUCCUCCUCUGGCAACCGCAGCGGAAACGGCGCUAUCCCUAUCCUUUUCGCCCUAAGAAAAUUCUGAUUCUGCACCACGCAAGAGGCUCAACCAGCGCGCAAGUCGACCGUCGCAACAUCAUAUAUCUGGCCUCGCCCGGCUCGCGUCGUUACUCACACCGGAUCAGAUUCACUCAGGCCGGUUCGAAGAAAUCGCCCUUGCCGAGCAGGCACCCCCGUGAAAAGCAGUCAAACUGGCACUCCUACACGCGACGCCAGUCCCUUUGACGGCGACGGCGCAUCCCUUCGAAUCGUUGGCGCGAGGCUCGUCGGCGGCGGGCGUGGAACGUGGCAUGGACGAGAACAGUCGGCGACGUAGGCAGAAUGAAUCGCCCUACCAAGGUUCCGAUCCUCGCUUCAAUCAGAAUGCCUCUAGUCAAGGCCGUCCAGGAGGAUUUGCGGGAGCAUCGGCCGACCGCUAUCGCACUUCUGGUGGUCCCUUGACGACAUCCCCAUCUGCUGGACGAGGCUCGGGGGCAGGAGCGAGCUACUCGGGUUACUACAACACAGAACCGCAAUCAUCCUUUGGCGCCGCCUUGCCUGCGAGCACCAUGCAAUACCCCUCGGGCUAUCAAGACCAGCGUCAGCAGCAGCAACAACAGCAGCAGCAGGGCUUCACGGCUUACAAUGCCGACCUCAACAUGUACAAUGUGGGACAGCAAACACCGCAAAGCGCCGUCUUUGACUCUUCCCAGCAGUUCCAAGCACGGCAGGCCGCAUUACCGAUGGGCUCGUUGGACGUGACAACACCAUACUUUGCAGGCGAGCCAACCAGUGCGCCAGGUGCUCCAGGCUUGCAACACCAUGCCUCAUCAGGCUCAUCGGCCGUCUAUCAACAGCAUCAACAGAGCCCAGGCGACCGCGCGCCCAUGCUUCAACCGGGUGGCUAUUCAACUGGCAUGGCAAUGGGCAUGGCUCAAGGCGCACCAGAUAUCAUUGAAGACGAGUUCCAGGCACAAGGCCCCGGAAUGGAGGCAGCCUACACCGCGUACCAGACGGCGCUCAAGGAGAUCUUCCAGAACAUCAUCCAUGGGCGACUUGCGACGGCCGGCCAAUCCCUCCUCGAAGUGUCGGAAUGGCUGCUGGGUCACGUCGGCGAUCUAGGUACGCAUCUCUUUUCUUCUGUUAGAUCCUCUCCACUAAUCCUUUUCUGAUCAAGGCCUUACUGUAGACGAAGUGACGCUCCAUAGCGACAGAAUCCGUCUCUGGGGUGAAUUCAACACGGCAUGGCUCGGCAUUUUCAUGAAGCAGAAGGACAUGCUUGAAUCGGGUCACCGAAUUCAGCCUCCUCAAAAUCUGAUGACGACAGAAUUCAUCCAAAAGAUGGCCAAGGAUCUGAUUCGCAUGUGCGAUGCAGUUGAAAAACACGGCCUGGUCGAUUACCAAUACGGAGUGGGGGAAGAGCAAAUCAUUUCUAGUAGGUAUUGACCAUCUAUUGCCGAAAGGACUUUGCUAACCAAAAUACUACAGUUUUGGAGGAGUGCCUUGAUUUACAAGAAACGAUGGAAGGCGGUGCAUCACAAGGACGUGCUCCACCUUAAUUGCUCUCAACCUCGACUGUUCAUUAUGGGCUGUAUCUGUGUACUGUUUUAUUGUUUUCCUUUUACUUAUACCACGACGCCUUCCUGCGACUUUGAAUCCCAUCUUCGUUUUAUUGUCUUUUUUAUUUAUACAGCGUUUCCAUCAUGGUGUUGGCGGGAAUUUGUUUCGUUGUGGGUCCGGGAGCAUCUGGUUGCAUGGCAUUGUAUGAAGGGUGUGUUUUUUCAAUCACAAUGGAGCCAUGGUUGGGAGCAUCUUCAUCUCAAGGGAAUGGUGCGAUGGAGAUGAAAUGUUUUGAUGUGGGAAAGAAAAAGUUCUAAAGAGCGAUCGCUUUCACAAGCAUCUUGUUUUGGGUGGCUUUGCUGGGUGGGGGCUUAUGGAGUGCUUCUGGGUUUGCUUGGGGAUGAUGGAUGGAUAAAUGGUACCCCCCAGGUUAUUGGGGAUGGGGAUAUUAACUUGGAAAGCAGAUCUUGCUGCUCGGAUUGUACUUGAUACUGUAUAUUUGUUUUCUCUUCUUUCUAUUUCUUUUUGGGGAAGGGGGUGUUUGCACAUUAGAAUUUUGCUGGUGGACAGAGAGGAUGGAG
This is a messenger RNA of Hymenoscyphus albidus, 3759 nucleotides long. NCBI's taxonomy places the organism in Eukaryota, Fungi, Ascomycota, Leotiomycetes, Helotiales, Helotiaceae. The record is from the annotation of a GenBank genome assembly.